AUGGCCGCACCGAGCCCGGGGCCCCACGAGGUCCUGGCCCCCUCCCCAGAGGCUGGGUGCAGAGCAGCCACCUCGACGUCUGGCCGCCGUGGCCUCCUCUGGCGCCUCCGAGACAAGCAGGCUCGCCGAGGCCUGUUUGAGAUUGGCCCGGGGCAUGAGCUGCACCAGCUGACGUGCAUGAUGCAAGCAGGGCUGUGGGCUGCCACCCAAGUCUCCAUGGACCACCCGCCCACAGGACCGCCUACUGAGGAGGAUUUCUCUGAGGUCCUGACCCAGGUCCACGAGGGCUUCGAGCUGGGCACCCUGGCUGGCCCCGCCUUCGCCUGGCUGCGCCACUCCCUAGGCCUGGCCGAGGAGGACUAUCAGGCAGCCCUAGGCCCCGGCGGCCCCUACCUGCAGUUCCUCAGCACCUCCAAGAGCAAGGCCAGCUUCUUCCUGUCCCACGACCAGCGCUUCUUCCUGAAGACCCAGCGGCGUCGGGAGGUGCGGGCGCUGCUCGCCCACCUGCCCCGCUACGUGCAGCAUCUGCAGAGGCACCCACACUCGCUCCUUGCCCGGUUGCUGGGAGUGCACAGUCUGCGGGUGGCACGGGGAAAGAAGGAAUUCUUCAUCAUCAUGCUGAGCGUCUUCUACCCCGCCGGCCGCAUCUCCGAGAGGUAUGACAUAAAGGGCUGUGAGGUGAGCCGAUGGGUGGAGCCAGCCCCCGAGGGUAGCCCCCUUGUCCUGGUGCUGAAGGACCUCAACUUUCAAGGCAAGACCAUCGACCUGGGGCCCCAGCGGAGCUGGCUCCUCCACCAGAUGGAACUGGACACCGCCUUCCUCCGGGAGCUCAACGUGCUCGAUUACAGCCUCCUGAUGGCCUUCCAGCGUCUCCACGAGGAUGAGAGGGGCCCAGGCAGCAGCCUCCUCUUCCGCACCGUCAGGUCUGUGCGAGGGGUACAAAGCCCGGAGGAGCCGGGAUCCCAGAACCGCCGGCUGCUGCCUGACUCCCCCAACGCCUUACACAUCCUGGACGGGCCGGAGCAACGCUAUUUCCUGGGCCUCGUGGAUCUGGCCACGGUCUAUGGGCUCCGCAAGAGGCUGGAGCACCUAUGGAAGACGCUGCGCUACCCGGGCCGGACCUUUUCUACCGUCAGUCCCGCUCGCUACGCCCGUCGCCUCUGCCAGUGGGUGGAGGCACAUACCGAGUGACCCGCGCUCGCGGCUCUCCGCAUCUGGACAACGGGCGCAUGUCGGGAACCAGCGUUGGGCUCCCCUCGCCUGUCGUUCCGCCUUCGGCCUCCAGAGGGCAGCAUCCCCUAACUAAUACCAUGACAACACAGCCUCACUUGGUGGCGAUGCAGUGUUGGUCUUGUGCCAGGGACUCUCCUACGUUAGCUCAUUUAACCCUCAAAAAAAAAAAAAAAAAAAAAAAGCUAUUAUCCUCUUUUUACAGACCAUGAAAUGGAGGCUCAGGGGGUGAAGGGACUGAGCAAGAUCAUUCAGCAAUAAAUGCUGGAACCAGGACUCGACUCUGCCUUUUGGACUCAGGAGCCUGUAUUCUUACCCACCAGCUCCCUCAGCACUGGCCUCCUGCUUUGGGGAAGGGGGCAAGGCUGAAGGCUCCAGCCAAGCGCCUUUGUCGUCCAGAUGGGGAAAUUGAGGCCCAGAGACUUUAAGGGGCUUGCUAUUGGGUGCCUGGCCCCCAUCCCUUCCCAGCGCGAGCCCUGGAGACGGCAGCCCCCC
Neogale vison (American mink) is the source of this 1725-nucleotide messenger RNA. RefSeq names its product phosphatidylinositol-4-phosphate 5-kinase like 1 (gene PIP5KL1). The transcript is spliced from 11 exons. The record is from RefSeq and is a predicted model, not a curated record. Bases 1 to 1191 code for a protein of 396 amino acids. Gene Ontology annotation, biological process: phosphatidylinositol metabolic process. Gene Ontology annotation, molecular function: phosphatidylinositol kinase activity. NCBI's taxonomy places the organism in Eukaryota, Metazoa, Chordata, Mammalia, Carnivora, Mustelidae.